Kwoniella shivajii is the source of this 1026-nucleotide messenger RNA. Its product is annotated as ATP phosphoribosyltransferase. Lineage: Eukaryota; Fungi; Basidiomycota; Tremellomycetes; Tremellales; Cryptococcaceae. The transcript is spliced from 3 exons. The record is from RefSeq and is a predicted model, not a curated record. Gene Ontology annotation, cellular component: cytoplasm. Gene Ontology annotation, molecular function: ATP phosphoribosyltransferase activity; magnesium ion binding. Gene Ontology annotation, biological process: L-histidine biosynthetic process. The coding region runs from base 1 to 1026 and encodes 341 amino acids.
AUGUCAGCACCAGCAGUCCCACCAACCGUUACACCUCCUUCCGAACCCUCGGCUAUGGGUGGCAGAGCUUCUAAAUCAUCUUUCGGAGCAGAGUCAACAAUGUCUCUCUUGGUAGAUUCACUCAAGGAUAGGUUACUUUUUGCUGUACCUAAAAAGGGUAGAUUGAUGGAGAAAACAUUGGAACUUUUAGCUGGUGCAGAUAUCAAAUACAAUAGAGCUCACAGAUUGGACGUCGCUUUGGUGCAAAAUCAUCCUAUCGCGCUCGUUUUCUUACCCGCAGCAGAUAUCCCACGAUUCGUAGCUCUCGGUUCGGUUGCGUUAGGAAUAACAGGACAAGACGUUAUUGCUGAAUCCACUCAUGCCGAACAAAUUACUGAAUUACUCUCUUUGGGCUUCGGUAAAUGUUCUUUACAAGUUCAAGUUCCAGUGACUGGACCCAUCCAAACCGUCGAAGGAUUAUCAGGUGGUAGAAUAGCUACUUCGUUCGAAGUUUUAGCGGCAGAAUUAUUCAAUGGAAAGGAAGGUGUAGAUUCGAAGACUGAUAAGAAAACAAGGGUAGAAUAUGUUGGUGGAUCAGUAGAAGCGGCAUGUGCACUUGGAAUGGCUGAUGGUAUCGUUGAUUUGGUCGAAUCCGGUGAUACAAUGCGAGCAGCAGGACUUCAUGCUAUUCACACAUUAAUGAAAUCUGAAGCUGUAUUGAUUACUUCCAAAACGCCUCACUCAACACUCACACCUGAAUUAUCAUCUUUAAUCCCAUUAAUCAAAUCACGAUUCGCUGGUGUCCUCGCUUCUAAACGAUAUGUCUAUGCUUCUUAUAAUAUUGAGAGGAAGAACCUCGAUAAAGCACUUCAAAUCACUCCCGGUAGAAGAGCAGCGACUGUUUCUCCGUUAGAUACAGAAGGCUGGGUAGCUGUUUCAGCUAUGGUAGAACGAAAAGAGGUAGCUAAAGUUAUGGAUGAAUUAGAAAGAACAGGUGCAGAGGAUAUAUUGAUCAUGGCUUUGGAUAAUUGUCGUGUCGGUGUCUAA